Nematolebias whitei (Rio pearlfish) is the source of this 1346-nucleotide messenger RNA. RefSeq names its product heparan sulfate (glucosamine) 3-O-sulfotransferase 4 (gene hs3st4). Lineage: Eukaryota; Metazoa; Chordata; Actinopteri; Cyprinodontiformes; Rivulidae. Gene Ontology annotation, molecular function: [heparan sulfate]-glucosamine 3-sulfotransferase activity. Bases 62 to 1282 code for a protein of 406 amino acids. The transcript is spliced from 2 exons. The record is from RefSeq and is a predicted model, not a curated record.
UGCAAGACUCGGGGUGGAAACAUGUCUGGCCACUUCUUUGAGAGGAUCCCUGCUGUCAGAGAUGGCAUCUUGGUCCAGCACCUCGGUUUUUACCUCUAAAGUGCCCCGGAAAAUCUUAUUCAUGUUCACCCUCUCCCUUUCUGUCACCUACUUGUUCUACAGCUUGAUGAGCUGCUACAACUCGCUGCAGUUCCCUCUGCAAGAGAACUACGUGUAUCAGGGGAGGCUGGUGACAGAGGAUACAACUUUUGUCACUCUGAGGGAGAAACUUUACUCGGCCUCGCAGGGUUUCGUGGAGCUCACCGAGGCUGAGGGGACGACCCCGUCCCUGAGGGGCCAUGCCGGGGCCGAGCAGAGGACCGUGGAGUGGAUUAGGACGCAGGCGUCCCCGACGCCGGCGCUGGUGAGGGAGCGCCAGGAGAUCAGCACCACGGACAGCGACCUCAGGGUGAACUGCACCUCGGAUUACGGCGAGAAGAAGCUCCCACAAGCCAUCAUCAUCGGCGUGAAGAAAGGGGGGACCCGAGCCCUGCUGGAGGCUCUGAGAGUUCACCCGGACGUCAGAGCCGUUGGAAACGAGCCACAUUUCUUUGAUAGGAACUACGAGAAGGGGCUGGACUGGUACAAGGACCUGAUGCCUUCAACGCUGGAGGGGCAGAUCACCAUGGAGAAGACACCCAGCUACUUUGUAACUAACCAUGCCCCAAAGCGCAUCCACUCCAUGGCCAAGGACAUCAAGCUUAUUAUUGUGGUGCGUAAUCCUGUCACCAGAGCCAUUUCAGACUAUACGCAAACCUUAUCCAAGAAACCUGAGAUCCCAACUUUUGAGGUUCUUGCUUUUAAGAACCGGACGCUGGGGCUUAUAGAUGCCUCAUGGAGUGCAUUGCGCAUAGGAAUAUAUGCCCUUCAUUUGGAGAGCUGGAUGCAGUAUUUCCCUCUCUCCCAGAUGCACUUUGUCAGUGGGGAGAGGCUCAUCGUGGAUCCUGCAGGAGAGAUGGCCAAAGUACAAGACUUUUUGGGACUUAAGCGUAUUGUCACAGACAAACACUUUUACUUUAAUAAAACUAAAGGAUUUCCAUGUCUGAAGAAACCAGAGGACAGCAGCACUCCCAGAUGCCUUGGCAAGUCUAAAGGGAGAACUCACCCUAAAAUUGACCCGGAUGUGAUUCGGAGGCUGCACAAGUUCUACAAACCCUUUAACAUGAUGUUCUACCAAAUGACUGGCCAGAACUUUGAAUGGGAGCUGGAUGAGGACAGCGAAUCUCGCAGCUCUCAGGACUAGCAUGGCACGGCUCUGCCAUACCACCAGCCUUCUCACUACAAACUACUAUUGUCCCACUUCAUCU